Messenger RNA from Nicotiana attenuata, 1579 nucleotides. Its product is annotated as SAC3 family protein B-like. The transcript has 7 exons. The annotation marks the transcript as partial. Lineage: Eukaryota; Viridiplantae; Streptophyta; Magnoliopsida; Solanales; Solanaceae. The record is from RefSeq and is a predicted model, not a curated record.
UAACGCAAUGUUGUUAAAAAUAUAAUCUUCUUUUUUGUUAGGGGAGAUUCAGAGUUAAAUUUCAGCUGGACAGGGCUGGCCCAAACUUGGGCACUCUUCUUCGUUUGUUCGUUCUCAGAGGAAGCAGGACCGCAAGCCCACAUAGAUGCAGUUGAACUGUUGAAGAAAAACCCCAACAUCAAUUAGAAUGAAGAGAGAGUAAACAAACUACUAUUCAUAUUCAGUCGGGAUUGAAUCUCAAGAAGUAGAAUGGCGUUUCAGGGAUUCAGGCAGAAUACAGGUCCCAUUGGCCCUCCCAAAACGGAAACCCCUUUUGGGAAUUUUCCCCGUACUCCUUCACCUCCUCCUCCUACUUUCCCCCCAUCUCCCAGGGGAUUUGAAGCUCCGGAAAGGAUACAUCCACAACCCUUGCCUUUUGUUGGACGCCAUCCUAUAGCAGCUCCAUCUCGCGCUUUUGCUGGAGAACAGAGGCGUAGUGAGACUCUUCCUAAAUGGAGUUAUGGGCAAAAAUACAUCUACCAUGAUUAUGAUGCCCAAGCCCACCAACUAUCUCCCGAAGUAGUGCCACCUGUAGCUUCAGGGUUUUCUGAAAAUGCCCUCUCUGCCAGAGGUGCCCAAGUUCAAGAUUUCCGAAGAACUGGGCCACGUUCUUCAUUGCCUUCUGAUGCAGAGAUUCCGGGAGCCUCCAGGACAAUGAGGGGAAGUCGUUCAGAUUUGAUAUUCAGUGAUCAGGGUCACUUUGUUACCCAGCAAAAUCAAUCAUCUCCAUCAUUCCAAAAUAAGAGUCGAUUGUUUCCCCAGAGUACACGGUCAACUCCGUUGGCUUUUCAGAACAAUGUACAUGUAGAUGGCCAAAGUCCUCUUGGUGAAGCUCAGUGGCCUUCUCUGCCCCCUCAUAUGCUGGGCAACUCAUCCCAGUCGUUCCAAAACUUUCCAAUCCGAUUACCUCAACAAAAGAUGUCCUCGAUUCCAACAAAUUAUGAUCCUGGAAGAAAGAUCGCAGUGAAGCAUGCUGACCAAGUCUCAAAAAGAACAAGGUCCCCGCCUCUUUCAUCUCCUAAUGGCGCUUCUUUUGAAAACUCAGCUUUUGGUCUACGUGAAUCCAAAAGGCCUUCCACCUCUCCUUCCAAAAUGAGGUCAGACGGUCUCCCUGACUCUCUAGCUCCUCAAAAGUCUUCACUGUCUGGAAAUGGUGUCAAUGUUGAAGUUGAUCUGAGUAAGCCAAUGAACUUUCCAGUUCCCAAAAGAACCAAGUUUCCUUCCGUACCUUCAUCUGGUCAAGUUCAUCAAGGUGACUCCAAUCAUGUAGAUGAUGAUAUUCAACGAGAAACUGAGGCCAAGGCAAAGCGCUUAGCUCGUUUCAAGGAUGACCUAAGCCACAAUGUGCGAGAUGAUUCUAGUACUCAUCAGAAGGGUCCCUCGAAGAGACAAUAUCAAUCUGUUAUGGACGAACAAAAAUUUGUUGCAGAAGUUAGUGUAGAUUCAACUGAUGAUUUCUCAAAUGGCAAUCUGUUAUCUGAUUAUCAUGGCUCAGAUUCUUCGGGUGUCAUAAUUGGGUCAUGUCCUGAUAUGUGUCCAG